This is a messenger RNA of Sparassis crispa, 729 nucleotides long. RefSeq names its product COP9 signalosome complex subunit 8. The transcript has 6 exons. Gene Ontology annotation, biological process: COP9 signalosome assembly; protein deneddylation. Gene Ontology annotation, cellular component: COP9 signalosome. The record is from RefSeq and is a predicted model, not a curated record. The coding region runs from base 1 to 729 and encodes 242 amino acids. NCBI's taxonomy places the organism in Eukaryota, Fungi, Basidiomycota, Agaricomycetes, Polyporales, Sparassidaceae.
AUGCAGGUAGAAGAACCUUCACAGGUAGCAGAGCCCGCACCACAAACUGUGGCUGCGCCGGAACAGCAGAAGAACCUGUACGAACUGCUGUUCCCCACCUUGGCUAAUCUCGCGGCGAAGGGCGACUUUCAGGAGCUCAUCAGAGUCGCGGAGCACUGGGACGUAUCUGCCGAGAACAAUAGUUCGUACUCGCGCCUGUUCCUGACAGCACCACUUGUUCUGUCCUACCUCAUCGUAGACGAGCUAUCGGCCGCACGCUAUGCUCUUACAAGACUUCCGGACAAUCUAGCCUCUCUCCCGAUUACCCGGGGGCUAUUCCAUCUGCUUUCUGCGACUUGGGAUCGGAAAUACCAAAGUGUAUAUUCCCGUGCAGAGGACGUUUUCAAUCUCUGCCAUCAACCCGGCUUCCCGGAUGAUGCCCUCGCAUCCAUGGUCACCGGAAUGGUCACCACCUUUGUCGACGUGUUCCGGAAGAAAACGUUUGUGCUGCUGUCAAAGGCGUACACCUCAAUUCCGCUGUCUCUCUCUCAGACCUAUCUCGGACUUUCGUCGGAACAGGUCAUCAACGCUGCUGGCGCCCAUGGGUGGACAUACGAUGCGUCUACUAGAGUGUUUACUCCAACUUCGGCGACCGCCGGUACCUCGCGUCUGAACGGCGCGUCUGCAGCACAAUCCACGCUGUAUACCUUCGGCGUGGUGGCUGAUAGCAUUGUACGGCUGGAGAUGUAG